Molecule: messenger RNA, 1480 nt
Organism: Scleropages formosus (Asian bonytongue)
Lineage: Eukaryota; Metazoa; Chordata; Actinopteri; Osteoglossiformes; Osteoglossidae
Gene: sid4
Product: secreted immunoglobulin domain 4
Exons: 8
Coding region: 60-1211 (383 amino acids)
Biological process (GO): cell adhesion
Cellular component (GO): membrane; neuron projection
Source: RefSeq, a predicted model, not a curated record
GGCUGAAGGGAUCAGAGACCGUGUUGAGGAGAGAGUGUGUGAGCUGCGUGUGUGUCGUCAUGGCCUUCUACUGCGCAGCCCUUCUCCUCUGCACCCUGCUCUCUGCAGGUGCACAGCAGGCCCCGGUGGUGACCAUCGAGCCCCGCAGCGCCUCAGUUCGACAGGGUGAGACUGUCAGCUUCCGCUGCCGGGUCCAAGGAGGGGUGCAACCUGUGCAGCUGGAGUGGAAGAGAACCAACAACCAGCCCUUGUCAGACAACGUGAAAAUCGGACCAGAUGGUUCCGUCAUCACCUUCACCAGCACUCGGCCUGGCAACCAGGGCACCUACCGCUGUCUGGCCACCAGCGCGCAGGGUAGAGCCCAGAGCGUAGCGACGCUGAACGUGAGGCAGCCCCCCAAAGUCCGGGUGACCCCUAGCGGUCCAGUGCAAGUGCAGGCGGGUGAACAGGUCAGUGUGGAGUGUCACGUAACGGGAAGGCCCCGCCCAUCUGCCAGCUGGCUCCGUGUGGACCGCAAUCGCGAGACAGUGCUGAGCACGACAACAUCUACAGAUGCCGCCACUGUGAUGCAGGUGGUCUCGGCACGAUCAGAAGAUGCCGGUGUCUACAUAUGCAGGGCCCAGAACAGUGAAGGAACCUCAGAGUCGAAGGUGGAGCUGAGAGUAGAGGGUGGAGUCCAGGGGGCCACACUUCCAGAAGCCUCCGUUUCCCCGGCCGAGACGGUGGCGGUAGAGGGGCAAACUGUGACCCUCCACUGUGAAGUCAGCGGGUUCCCCACUCCAACCAUAUCCUGGUCCAAGCUGCGCGCCCCCCUGCCCUGGCUGCACAAGAUCCAAGGAGGAAGCCUGACUUUGCAGAAUGUGGGUCGCCAGGACUCGGGCCAGUACAUCUGCAACGCCACCAACGAUGUGGGCUUCAUCGAAGCAACAGCCCAGGUGGAGGUGGAAACACGUCCCUACACAACGUGCCUACCUGAGCAGCUGCGUGUGCGGGCAGGGGAGUCCAUUCGUCUGCAGUGCCUGGUCCAUGGGACCCCACCCGUGCAUCUGCAGUGGUCCAAGGUGGGAGGCACCAUCCCAAGAAGGGCAGAGACUCAUGACAGCAUCCUGCUGAUCAGCCAGGCUAAGGCGGCCGAUGCCGGAACCUACAAGUGUGUGGCCUCCAACAGACAUGGCACCAGCGAAGCCGUGGCCAAAGUCACCGUGCGCUAGGUUCACCCAAGAUGAAGCCCCCCUGAAGACCAAACCUAUGCGCCUCUAACCUCUCCAGUGUUGCUCUUAAACCAGAAUGGCCCAGUCAGCCUGGACCAGUGGCUCCGAGCUCAUGCAUCGUGCGACAUGCAAUGCUUUGCUCGUGAAAACCUCACCAAUAGCAACCAAACGAAGACUCAACAUCUCUGCUCCUUUCCUUCAUUCCCUGCAGAUUCUGUUCUUCUCAAAUCUGUAUGGAGCACCAAAUAAAAGAGUUUAACUUGACACAG